Messenger RNA from Nicotiana tabacum (common tobacco), 1838 nucleotides. The record is from RefSeq and is a predicted model, not a curated record. Lineage: Eukaryota; Viridiplantae; Streptophyta; Magnoliopsida; Solanales; Solanaceae.
AAUUUUUCGAUUUGUUAGCUUAACUUUCAAGACCUGACUGAAAGCUCUCUUAGAUACUCUCCAUCUGUCUCACAAAGAGCCUUUUCAAACAAGCAAAACCCAAAAGAGUAAACGUCUCGAAGCCAGCGCGUUACCGGAAAAUUUCCUAGGUUUCGUCGUUGAUUCCAUAAAAAUCACCAAUUCAACUCUCUAUUAAGCGAUAGUUGAUCAAAGUGGGUGAUUUUCUUCUUCUCUUUUGCUGACUUUGCAUCAAUUGCAGUCAGUGUUUACUUCCAAUGGAGGAUCAUCUUCAGAUUUCUCCGGCCGGGGCAAAAGCAAGUCCAGGGAAAGAGCAACAAGCCGCAGGAGUAGGCAUACUUCUUCAGAUCAUGAUGCUUGUACUCUCAUUUGUGCUUGGUCAUGUCCUUCGUCGUCAUCGCUUUUAUUAUAUUCCUGAAGCCAGUGCCUCUCUUUUAAUUGGUUUGAUUGUAGGAGGAUUGGCUAAUAUAUCAAAUACAGAAACAAGCAUUAGGGCAUGGUUUAACUUCCAUGAAGAGUUUUUCUUUCUCUUUUUAUUGCCACCGAUCAUAUUUCAGUCAGGAUUUAGUCUAUCACCUAAACCGUUCUUUUCAAACUUUGGAGCAAUUAUCACUUUUGCUAUUUUAGGAACUUUCAUUGCUUCUAUUGUCACAGGCAUUCUGGUUUACCUUGGUGGAGUCACGUAUCUCAUGUACAAACUUCCAUUUGUCGAGUGUCUGAUGUUUGGUGCUCUUAUAUCGGCAAGUGAUCCUGUCACUGUUCUGUCUAUUUUCCAGGAGCUUGGCACAGACGUGAACCUAUAUGCGUUAGUGUUUGGGGAAUCUGUUUUAAAUGAUGCAAUGGCAAUUUCGUUGUACAGGACAAUGUCAUUGGUCAGAAGCAACAUGUCAACUGGUCAAAAUUACUUCAUGAUAACUGUCCGGUUUUUUGAAACUUUUAUGGGCUCCUUGUCAGCUGGUGUUGGAGUUGGAUUUGUUUCUGCUUUGCUUUUCAAAUAUGCUGGCUUGGAUAUUGACAAUCUUCAGAACUUGGAGAGCUGUUUGUUUGUCCUCUUUCCAUAUUUCUCAUAUAUGCUAGCAGAAGGACUUGGUCUCUCUGGCAUAGUGUCUAUAUUGUUCACUGGAGUCGUUAUGAAGCGCUAUACGUACUCAAAUCUAUCGGAAAGUUCACAGCGAUUUGUGUCAGCAUUCUUUCAUCUGAUAUCAUCAUUGGCUGAAACCUUUGUAUUUAUAUAUAUGGGAUUUGAUAUCGCAAUGGAAAAACAUAGCUGGUCCCAUGUUGGAUUUAUUUUUUUCUCAAUUCUGUUCAUUGUGAUUGCAAGGGCUGCCAAUGUGUUUGGUUGUGCAUAUUUGGUGAAUCUUGUUCGACCUCCACACCGGAAGAUACCAGCAAACCAUCAAAAAGCACUCUGGUACAGUGGCCUUCGAGGCGCUAUGGCUUUUGCCCUUGCUUUGCAGUCAGUCCAUGAUCUUCCUGAAGGACAUGGUCAGACAAUAUUCACUGCUACCACUGCCAUUGUUGUAUUAACGGUAGGCAAACUAACUCGAGUUUUGAUUUACUUCUUAUUGAUGGCCUAAUAUGGGUGAACGAACUAUCCAGAGACAAGCAGUAAAGAGAAACUAAUUGAUAAGCUGACUCUUAUUCUGUGGGUGAGAAAGUGUUGAUUGAAUGAGUACUUCGAUACAAACAUUGAAGUCAGAUUAGCAGCUGCAAAUUUUCCUCCUUUGCUAAUUGCAAGCAUUAGAGUUGCUGAUCCAAAACUUUUGUGCCUUUGUUUUUCUUUUAAUAAAUGAAAGAAGGUAAAAUAUAUUUUUCCAGCA